AUGAAUUGGUUCAUAGUGUUGUGGUGCCCUCUGUUUCAGUUUGUCCUCUUUGGCACUCCCGACAUAGUUUUUGCUCAAUCAAACUCUGAUCAAGAAAGUCUCAUUGCUAUCAAGAAUUCAAUCACUUUGGAUUCUCUGAAUGUUUUUGCAAAUUGGGUCCCCAGUAUUCCCUUCUGCAACUGGACAGGAGUAGCUUGUGAUGCAUCAGCUCAGAGAGUAGAGUCCCUAAGUCUUGAGAGCUUCCAAUUACAGGGCUCUGUUUCCCCUGCAAUUGGAAAUCUCUCCUUCAUAAAAGAACUCUAUCUCUAUAACAAUAGCCUCACUGGGGAAAUUCCACAGGAAUUGGGGAGACUACAGCACCUGCAACUACUAUAUCUAUCACUCAAUAAACUUCACGGCCCAAUUCCAUUGAAUCUCUCUGCUUGCCAGGGCCUAAUACAAUUGUCUCUAGCGGAUAAUCAUUUGACAGGAAGCAUUCCACCACAGCUGAGUCGCCUCACUAAACUUCAAGUUCUUAUGCUGGGAAGUAACAACCUCACAGGUACAAUUCCGUCAUCUUUAGCCAAUCUUUCUUCUCUAUAUAGGCUGUUUCUGGAAACUAACCAUCUCCAAGGCCUAAUUCCCCAUGAAUUAGGACAGCUAAAUGGAUUGCAGUCCCUGUUUUUAUUUGAAAAUAAUUUAUCAGGGUCAUUUCCAUCUUCCCUUUCAAACAUAUCUGUCCUCACUGAGUUAGAUCUCCACAGCAACAACUUGAAUGGUGAAAUCCCACCUGAGAUGGGGAAGUUAGCUCAGUUGCAAAUACUUUAUCUAUGGGGUAAUAACCUCACAGGUGGAAUUCCAAACUCUCUUGCCAAUUGUUCUCAAAUGGUUAAUCUGGACAUCGAGUUAAAUCACCUGACAGGGGUUGUGCCAGUGGAAUUCAGCAAGCUCUCCUACCUUGAGUUUAUGAGUUUAUCUUCUAACCAACUUGUUAGUGGCAGUUCUACCACAAUCCCCAUUCUCUUAGCUCUUUCCAACUGCACCCAAUUGAAUGAAUUGCGUUUCCAUGACAAUUAUUUAACAGGGCACAUACCAGAACAACUCCCCACAAACUUGUCUGUGCUUUUACUAAAUGGAAAUAACAUAACAGGAUCUAUACCUUCACAGAUUGCCAAUCUAACCAAUUUGACUCAGAUUGAUUUUUCUUCAAAUCUGCUUGCGGGCCAGAUCCCCUCUUCAUUGAGCAACCUUGGAAAGUUACAAAGCUUACGGCUGGACAACAACAAGCUAGAAGGAAGCAUACCUAGUGAGAUUGGUGAAAUAACAGAGCUUGGGGAGCUAUCAUUGAGCCAUAACAUGCUUUCUGGAGACAUCCCUGCCACCAUUGCUCGACUUCAACAACUCAGACGCCUUAUACUUCAUCACAACCAACUCUCAGGAAGCAUACCAGUUAGUUUGGGGAAAUGCUAUAAAUUGGAGCUGCUGGACCUUUCCAACAAUCAAUUCACUGGACAUAUACCCCUUGAAGUGACCUCUCUUCACAAUUUACAGUUUUAUUUCAACUUGUCACGGAAUUCAUUGGGAGGACAUUUGCCUCAAGAAAUUGGAAAGAUGAUAAAUGUCCAAGCUAUAGAUGUCUCUGCCAAUAGGUUAGAAGGUCAAAUUCCAGCCACCCUCGGAAGUUGUGCAAAUCUCCAGCUUCUAAAUCUUUCCUCAAAUAAAUUGCAAGGCCUAAUUCCAAAUUCCCUUGGUGACUUAAAUAACCUAGUGGAUAUGGAUCUGUCUUAUAACAACCUGUCAGGACCUGUGCCUAAUCCUUUAUGGAAUCUGAAGAUGUUUGAGUAUAUGAACUUGUCUUUCAAUAACUUGAGUGGAGAAAUCCCACAAGAAGGUGCCUUCAAAAAUUUCACAGCUGCAUCAUUUAUAGGAAAUUCCUUUCUUUGCGGAGAAUGGAUACAUCUUCCCUCCUGUUCAAUUGUCACUACUUCAGGUAAAACCCAUAGAAAUAAAGUUCGAAUAAUUGCAUUAGCAGUGGGAGCAGUUGCCAUUGUAAUGUGCUUGCUAAUAGGGGGAUUAAUUUACAGGAGAUGUCACUUGCAUAUUCAGAGAAUGAAUCAGGGUGACUCUACAGAUGUUCCAAAGCUGAAUCUCAUUGGUCACAGGGGAAUUUCGUAUCAAGAAAUCAUUAAAGCAACUAAUGGAUUCAGUGAGGAAAACUUGUUAGGAACUGGUAGCUUUGGCUCUGUUUAUAAAGGUAUUUUAAUUGAUGGUACAGUUGCUGCUUUCAAGGUCCUCAACAUGAAAAAUGAAAUGGCCUGGAAAAGUUUUACUGCAGAGUGCAAAGUUCUGGGAAACUGUAGGCACAGGAAUCUGGUUAAUCUGAUAACCUUUUGUUCAGAAACAGAAAACAAAGUGUUGGUUCUCAAGUUCAUGUCUAAAGGAAAUUUGGAAAAACUGUUGUUUUCAGAUGGUGGUUUAUUGGACCUGGGGGACAUAGUAAACAUAGCAUUAGAUGUAGCCCAUGGAUUGGAAUAUCUGCAUCAUGAUUGUUCAGUGCAAGUUGUACACUGCGAUAUAAAGCCUAGCAAUAUUCUCCUAGAUGAGGGUAUGACAGCCCAUGUAGCUGAUUUUGGCAUUGCCCAAUUGAUUUGUGGGCCAGACUACUCUGAAUCAUUGACUUCAAUUCUGUCUCUCAAAGGAUCAAUCGGCUACAUUCCACCAGAAUAUGGAGUGAGUGGGAAGAUUUCGACGCAGGGUGAUGUUUACAGCUAUGGUAUUGUGUUGUUAGAGAUGAUAACUAGAAAGAGUCCAACUAAUGAUAUGUUCAUGGGAGAAUUGAACCUCCACAGGUGGGUCAGUAUGCAUUUUCCUGAUAGAGUGCAGGAGAUUGUUGACCAGAGAGUGAUGAGUGAUUUAGAGGAAUAUGAGAUAAAUGAAAUUCUUAUUCCAUUCAUACACAUUGGCUUGGUAUGUUCAAAUGAAUCACAUUUGCAACGACCCACAACACAAGAGGUGGCAGGAGCAUUAGAAAUUAUGAGGAACAAUCUCCUUCGAAGCACAGGGACUACCAGACUACAGACAUAUUUUUAAGCUUCUGUUGGUGAUAAUGAAAUAUGCAGUUGGCAAGUCAGGAUAAGAUUUGUAAAUAUAUAGGAUUCUUUGUUUGUUUUGAAAUCCGUGAAAGUGUUGCUAGUUUUGCUGAGCACUGUUAAUUUCUCAGUUAUAAUGUUAUGUUGCGAUUUUGAGAUAGGAGAAAUAACCUUUCAGUAGGCGUAUAAAUAUAAGUGACAUAAUGUGGUCGACC
Molecule: messenger RNA, 3283 nt
Organism: Cryptomeria japonica (Japanese cedar)
Lineage: Eukaryota; Viridiplantae; Streptophyta; Pinopsida; Cupressales; Cupressaceae
Product: probable LRR receptor-like serine/threonine-protein kinase At3g47570
Exons: 2
Coding region: 1-3069 (1022 amino acids)
Biological process (GO): protein phosphorylation; hormone-mediated signaling pathway
Cellular component (GO): plasma membrane
Molecular function (GO): protein kinase activity; protein binding; ATP binding
Source: RefSeq, a predicted model, not a curated record